GAAAGGACAAGGAUGCCACGACCGAGAAGUCCGGGGCUAUCUCGAGUGGCAGUGGGCUUCGCAGGUGCCCGUGUGCCUCUCAUCUGCUGCAGCUCCGGCCUCAGUCCGAGCGAGGGAAUCCUACUGAUGCCCGAGAAAACUUGGAAGGUCAGUGGCAUGCCAUUCCGCAUUCCAGUCUAGGAGCAGCAUACGACAUUACACGACAGAUCACUGAAUUGCCCGAGGCUCCGGAGCCAUGGCCCGUGCCACGGUCUUUGACGACCUCGAUUUCACCUUUGUUCCAUGGGCCUUCGUCCGAGUCAGUCUUCGUCAAAGGAAUGCCCGAGUCGCCCAUUACAUUCAGAAUUGCGGCGUCCGCGCGGAACAAGGCCGUGGUGACGAGGCUCUACAACGAGUCCUAUGACGUCGCGUGGGUUCUGUGGCACCUCCAGGUGGACAUCUUCGCGUGGAUCGGCACGCUCGCCGUCAUGUUGCACCCGCACCCUGCUGCAAAAUCGUUGGCGACCGAGAUCGGGCUCCUGGCCUUGAGGACCUUCCUCAAGCGGGCGGCAGAAGGAACUCCGAUGCCGUGGCAGGGCUACUACCCCUCUCUGGUGCAGAGUCACGUCCGAGACAGCCUUCACUGGCUUCGCUCGGAGCACAAGGGGGCGCCGGUUCCGAAGAAGGGCGACAAGCCUCUGAGGAAGGCGUUUGCCGCCCCCAGAGCCCAGCCCGACGACGCCGACGUGUUGUUUAACUUGGUGCCCGAGUUUGCUUGGUGCCUGGUGGAGUUGGAGACGUCGUCCGAGAUGGCCGCACAGGUGAGGGGGCUCGCCACGCACCGCCAUAGCCACGGAUUGGCGUACGUGCACGAGCACAUCUCCAAGCUUCUGCGGACCCUGGACAACGCCUCUAACUACGGUGAUAAAGACGCCCGAAAUCGAGAACUCAAGGUGCUUCCGAACUUCUUGGCCGAGAAGUUGGCCUUCCUGGAGACGGAGCCCGAGGAGUGGGAGAUGGCGGAGCGUCCGAGCUUCGUCUGGGACAAGAGAGACGACUGGCGGUACUGGGACGACACGGCCGAGGAUCUGGCCAGUGCCAUGGACCUCGCUACC
Messenger RNA from Symbiodinium necroappetens, 1094 nucleotides. The record is from the annotation of a GenBank genome assembly. Lineage: Eukaryota; Dinophyceae; Suessiales; Symbiodiniaceae.